AAAUUUUAUUUUGAUGACUUCAUACCUGACUUUAAACCUGGUGGACGCUGGUUGUAGCUGUUUAGGAUGACCGCCAAGAUGGCAGCCUCCAUGAAAGUCGUGCUCUUCCGAAAAUUUCUCCAAUUUUCAGGGAGGCUUUGGAAACCCAAGCUAUGGAGGAAGUCCGUGACAACACCUAUUGGCGCAGUAUCACAUGCUCGCUCAUUCUCUGUCAGUUCAUACAUGUCUGAUGGUGCUGUUCCAAAACAGGAGAGCUUGCAAAGUAAAGAAGGUGAAAUGGAGACAAAGAUCAUCAACCCUUCAGACCAUGAAGAUUACUUUGGUGUCAAGGAGAUGGUGUCGCUGAAAGAUCUCUUCGAUGCAAAAGUUCACUUAGGUCACAAGGCUGGAUCUCGUCACCAAUACAUGGUGCCGUACAUUUUCGGGUCUCGACUCAAUUGUGACAUUAUUGACCUUGAACAAACAGUUGAACUUCUCCACGACGCCUUGAAUUUUACAGGGCACAUUGCAUUCAGGAAAGGGAUUAUUCUCUUUGUUAGUCGGAGUUAUCAAAUGUUGCCCGAGGUUGAAAAAACUGCUUUUGACUGUGGGGAGUAUUCCCACUGUCGUUUCUGGCAGGGCGGUGUCUUCGCGAAUGCAACGAUUCAGUUCAACGCAAUUACCCGGUUACCUGACGUGUGCAUUUUUAUAAACACCCUGAACCCGAUUUUGGACACGCAUAUUGGGAUAGCUGACGCUGGAAAAUUGAACAUUCCAACGAUUGGUAUUUUGGAUACCAACUGUGAUCCGAGAUUGAUAACGUACCCUGUUCCUGGAAAUGAUGACACACCCAGUGCAGUGCGACUUUACCUGAGAUUGUUCAAGGAUGUUAUAAUGAAAGCAAAAGCCAAAAGGAAGGAACUAGAGGAGAAAGGUUACAUAAUUCAAUUGGAUUAGUACAGACUGUCAACGCUGUGUGUGUAUGGACUGAUGUCUUUCUUCUUCUUUGACACCGAGCAAGAUCUUCAUUGGAAAAACGGCUGUUGCCAAGUGACAAACUGUCAAACGUCCUUCCAACAGGGCAAGAAGUUUUAAGAAUAUUUUGGCCCAAGUAUUCAAUGACUCAGGAGAUAUGUCUUGUUUUUCAUGGAAUAAAAUAGUCUAUUGAA
This is a messenger RNA of Lineus longissimus, 1148 nucleotides long. Its product is annotated as small ribosomal subunit protein uS2m-like. Bases 67 to 936 code for a protein of 289 amino acids. NCBI's taxonomy places the organism in Eukaryota, Metazoa, Nemertea, Pilidiophora, Heteronemertea, Lineidae. Gene Ontology annotation, cellular component: mitochondrial small ribosomal subunit; ribosome. Gene Ontology annotation, molecular function: structural constituent of ribosome. The transcript has 3 exons. The record is from RefSeq and is a predicted model, not a curated record. Gene Ontology annotation, biological process: translation.